Messenger RNA from Gymnodraco acuticeps, 1214 nucleotides. Its product is annotated as zinc finger BED domain-containing protein 4-like. Lineage: Eukaryota; Metazoa; Chordata; Actinopteri; Perciformes; Bathydraconidae. The transcript is spliced from 3 exons. The record is from RefSeq and is a predicted model, not a curated record. The coding region runs from base 32 to 550 and encodes 172 amino acids.
ACUGAAUUUGAUUGUCAAAAAAUCUCUUGACAUGACCCCUGUGCUGUGUGAUAUUCGAGCCAAGGCAAGAAAACUGGUGGGAUAUUUCAGGAGCAGCACCCUUGCCAAGGAGAAGCUUGUAUCGGUGCAAAGGCAAUUGGGAAGGCCCACACUGAAGCUCCUGCAAGAGGUGGAGACCCGCUGGAACAGCACAUAUCACAUGCUGCAACGUCUGGUGGACCUCAGAAAACCAGUUGGUGCGGCAUUAGCCAGUUUGAACACAGAAAUCACCACACUGACCUCUGCCGAGUUCACCACCAUAAGUGGGUGCCUCUCUCUGCUGUCUGGAUUCAAUGAUGCCACCAUUGAGCUUUGUGAGGAGAAAAAUGUAUCUGGUUCCAAGGUUGUGCCCCUCCUCAAAAUGCUGGAGCAAAUGCUUCAUGAGGAGAUGGCAAAAACUGCAGUAGCAGUGGCCAAAGAAAUGGGAGAACAUCUAUUAAGGCAGCUAAGAGAGACUCCACACACUCCAAUCUAUGAGCAUCAUGUCAUUGGCAACGCUACUGGACCAUAGGUUCAAACUGAUCGGAUUUUUUAGCCCUUUAAAAUCUGCAGAAGCCACAAAAAGGCUUGUGACUGAAUGUGGUGCACUGAUCCGAACACCUGAAGCCGUGCCCCAAGAAAGUCCAUCCACAUCUCAACCUGAACAAGAAACCCCAGGAAACAAACUCUGGCAUAAAUUGGAUCAGACUGUGAAGAUGUCCAGGAAGACCAAGAAUGCCACAGCUGACGCAACUGUUGAAGUCCAGCGGUACCUGGCCGAACCAAAUAUCGGACGCUUGGAGGACCCUCUGAACUACUGGCAGACACAAAAACAUGUUUAUCCAAACCUGCAUAAACUUGCAGUCACUUUUUUGUGCACACCUGCUUCCUCAGUCCCGUGUGAAAGGGUCUUUUCAAAGGCAGGAGAAGUUGUGUCAAAGAAAAGAAAUCGCCUAAGCCCGAAAACUGUGGAAGAAAUAUUGUUUUUAAACAAAAACCAAUACAAUUGUUCCAUGAAUCACAAGCAUUUUCACUGCCCUCUGCAAAGUCACACAAGCAUAUUCACUGCCCUCUGCAAAGUCACACAAGCAUAUUCACUGCCCUCUGAAAAGUCACACAAGCAUAUUCACUGCCCUCUGAAAAGUCACACAAGCAUAUGCCCUCUGGAAAGUUAAACCCUUCUUCUUUUCCAGUUU